Schistocerca serialis cubense is the source of this 1604-nucleotide messenger RNA. RefSeq lists its product as uncharacterized. The transcript has 15 exons. Lineage: Eukaryota; Metazoa; Arthropoda; Insecta; Orthoptera; Acrididae. Gene Ontology annotation, molecular function: protein binding. The coding region runs from base 90 to 1604 and encodes 504 amino acids. The record is from RefSeq and is a predicted model, not a curated record.
UUUGGCGCCAUAAAGUUGAUUGUUGUGAUGGUUAAGAUAGCUAGUGGGUUUAAAAAGAAAGCUGACAACGAAUCAGAGAUCAGCGCAACAUGUUUUACAAUUACCAGUUACUGUGUUAUGCCAAGAAGGGGAAAUUCUCUGUCAUAUGGCUUGCAGGAAACCAUAAAAAACUGUCUCAGAAACAGAUUAUGAGUGUAAAUAUUGAAGUAUCAUGUAUGGAAAUUAUACAAACAGUGAAGACGUCUAGUAGAGACAAAAAUGAACGUUUUUCCUUAUAUUUGUCAUCAGUUCUCAUGAAUGGCUUGUGCAUAAUAAAGAACAGACAAUGUGAACUGCUCCUUGACCAAGUGAAGGACUGGUUUAUGUUUCAAGUGGCUGCAAAAACAUUGCAUGAAGACUUGUCUGUUCGUUGGACUAUUAGUACGGAUAAGAGGCGGACCAAACGGAAGAAGAGAGAAAUUGAGGAAGUAAGUGCUGACUUUGUAGCACAAGCACUUCGUGAACUACAGUCAUAUCCUUCUCUAUCUCCAUCACACUAUCCUCAGCAAGUGGAGCGAGAAAUAUCACUACAGCCAGAACGAACGCCAAUAGUACCAUCAGCACAGACCCAGGAAAAGGCUAUAUUAAUGAGCCUUGUGCAUGAAGAUGAUGAUGAAAUUAUACAGAAAUUAGACAAAAUAUUUGGCCAGCAAGAAGUUACAGAAGAGGAACAGAGGUCGGAGCCAAUAGAUGGGAGACGUCAGAUUCAUUCUCUGUUGGAGGAUUUGAACCUGAGUGGAAUGUCGUCAGACAAAAAUGAAGAGUUUGCUUCCUCUUCAACAAAAAAAAUUGUACAAUUUGAAGAUGAAAGUAAUGAUGAUUUCAUCUCUGAUGAAAUGUGUGAGCCUGUCUUAGCAUCAUGCUCUUUAUUUCAGAAACCUUUGUCAGUUCAGAGUCCUGCUCAGUAUUUCUCCGAAUAUUUCAGUGAAACAUUGUUUGAAGCUGUUGCAAAGGGCACAGACAUAUUACCAGUUGGCGAAAGCUUGCUUGUUCCACGUGAAACAGAUACUGCAGCAGACCUAGAAGCCCAGGGAUUGCCAAGAAGGACAACAGAUAAGGCACCGAGUAUGGAAGUUGUUCGGCACACGGAAACACCACCAGCAGUAGCAAUAUUUACUGAUGUGCAGCAGCCAUUAAUGACAGAAGAUCAGAGGUCUUCUUCCAUAUCAUUAGUUCAGCCACCUGCACCACUUCUACAAAUACCUGAAGCUGAAGAAAAUUUAGCCAUCCAGUCUCUUGAAGAAUCAGUUCCAGCACCAGCUGAUGGGGCCCUUGCUCAUAGACCUGAAGAUUUAGAUGUUACUCGGCCAAGAAAAAGAAUGAAGCGUUCCUUGCCAAGAGAAAGAGUGAUGCAUCACGUACCAAUUAUAGACAGACAAACAGAAUUGACUUUUACAAGACAGAAUCUGGAUGUAGAUGUGCACAAAGAGUAUGAGGAUGUUUUCAGCAGCCUAAUGGAGCUUCUUCCUCCUAUGGAAGAGCCUGUCAAGAAUUUUUUACCUCUUAGUCAAGAUGAAGUGAGAUUGUUGGGUGUUGCAUUAUAUGGUGUCACUGAAACUAUGUAA